Linum trigynum is the source of this 2073-nucleotide messenger RNA. The record is from the annotation of a GenBank genome assembly. NCBI's taxonomy places the organism in Eukaryota, Viridiplantae, Streptophyta, Magnoliopsida, Malpighiales, Linaceae.
CUCACGAACAAUCAGUGGUUUUUUCAUUGGUUAUCCAGAAAAAUCUAAGGGGUAUCGAUUUUAUUGCCCUAACCAUAGUACGAGAAUUGUUGAAACUGGAAAUGCUAGGUUCAUUGAGAAUGGUGAAGUUAGUGGGAGCUUAGAGCCACGUAAUGUGGAAAUUCAAGAAGUUAGAGUGCAAAUAUCUUUACCUCUACCCUCUUCUCAAGUUGUUGCUCCUGCACAUGUUGAGCAUGAUAACGAUUUGCAGGAACAACAAAUGAACGGUCAAGCACCACCUAAUAUUUCUAUAGAGAAUGAACCUAACAUAGAUGAACCACAAGAAAUUGCAUUAAGAAGGUCUACAAGAAAUCGAAGGCCUGCAAUUUUUGAUGAUUAUGAGGUUUAUCUUCACGAGUUAGAAUCUGAUUUAAGACUCUAUCAUGAUCCAGUUUCAUUUUCACAAGCCAUGGAAAGUGCGCAUUCUAAUAAAUGGUUAGCUGCCGCGAAAGAAGAGAUGAAAUCAAUGUAUAAAAAUGAAGUUUGGGACCUUGUUGAUUUGCCUGAAGGUUGUAAAAGAGUUGGUAAUAUAUGAGUCUGGAAGACCAAACACGACUCUAAUGGCAAUAUCGAAAGACACAGGGCCAGACUUGUUGCUAAAGGUUUCACUCAGAAAAGUGGUGUUGACUAUAAAGAGACAUUUUCACCCGUCACUAAGAAAGACUCCUUAAGGAUUGUCAUGGCAAUGGUAGCUCAUUAUAAUCUAGAGCUCCAUCAGAUGGAUGUGAAGACCGCCUUUCUGAAUGGGAAUUCAGAUGAAGCAGUCUAUAUGGAUCAACCUGAAGGUUUUGUGGUUGAGGGAAAAGAACAUAUGGUGUGUAAAUUAAAGAAGUCAAUAUACGGACUUAAACAAGCUUCCCGACAAUGGUACAUUAAGUUCAAUGAUACCAUUACAUCUUUUGGAUUUAAGGAGAACAUUGUCGAUCGAUGCAUAUAUCUGAAGAUUAGUGGGAGUAAGUUUAUAAUUUUAGUUCUGUAUGUUGAUGAUAUCUUGCUUGCCACUAAUGAUCUUGGUUUAUUACAUCAAACCAAGGAGUUUCUCUCUAAGAACUUUGAAAUGAAGAAUUUGGGCGAGGCAUCCUAUGUGAUUGGAAUAUAAAUAUUUCGUGAUAGAUCACAAGGACUGUUGGGAUUGUCUUAGAAAUCAUACAUUAACCGGAUCCUAGAGAGAUACAACAUGGCUGAAUGCUCUGCAAAUGUCGUUCCAAUUCAGAAAGGAGAUAAAUUUAGUCUCAAACAAUGUCCAAAUAAUGAAUUGGAACGCAAGCAAAUGGAACACAUUCCUUAUGAAUCUAUUGUUGGAAGUUUGAAUUAUGCACAAACUUGUACCAGACCAGACAUCAGUUUUGCUGUCGGAAUGCUGGGCAGGUAUCAACGUAAUCCAGGAGUAGAUCACUGGAAAGCUGCAAAGAAGGUACUAAGGUAUCUGCAAGGAACAAAAGACCACAUGCUCACCUUCAGGAGAUCUGAUCACCUUGAGGUGAUUGGAUAUUCAGAUUCAGAUUAUGCUGGAUGUGUAGACACAAGGAAGUCUACUUUUGGCUAUUUGUUCCUUCUAGCCGGAGGGGAAAUUUCAUGGAAGAGUGCAAAGCAGCCUGUUAUUGUCACAUCCACUAUGGAAGCUGAAUUCAUAGCUUGUUAUGAAGCUACAAAUCAUGGUUUAUGGCUGCGGAAUUUUAUUUAUGGACUUGGAAUUGUCGACACUAUCGCCAAGCCGCUGAAAAUUUACUGUGAUAAUUCCGCAGCGGUAUUCUUCUCUAAGAAUGACAAGUAUUAGAAGGGUGCUAAGCAUAUGGAGGUGAAAUACUUUGUCGUUAAGGAAGAAGUUCAGAAACAAAGGGUGUCGAUCGAGCAUAUUAGCACACAGCUUAUGAUUGUUGAUAAAUUAACAAAAGGAUUGCCUCCUAAGACAUUUACUGAACAUGUCGAAAGGAUGGGGAUUAUAGGACGUCAUGACUAAAGUUAUUUUAUGUUUCAUGGAUUGACACUUUGAGCUCAUUUAUUUUGUUUCUGGAAUAAAGUUAUGAAUCUUAU